Messenger RNA from Eucalyptus grandis, 1476 nucleotides. Its product is annotated as receptor-like protein 54. The transcript has 2 exons. The record is from RefSeq and is a predicted model, not a curated record. Gene Ontology annotation, molecular function: protein binding. NCBI's taxonomy places the organism in Eukaryota, Viridiplantae, Streptophyta, Magnoliopsida, Myrtales, Myrtaceae. Bases 1 to 1476 code for a protein of 491 amino acids.
AUGGUUCACACUUCACUUGCUAAGCCACUAUGCCAUUCAGAUGAGAGCUAUGCCUUGAUGGAAUUCAAGGAAGUUUUCAAACCAAUAAAGCAGAUUACCGCUGUGUUUAUCCGAAGGUUGAAUCAUGGUCACUUGACGGACAUGGAGAUUGCUGCUCGUGGGAAGAUCAAUUUGCCACUACCCAAGUUGAGCUAUCUUGACAUUAGUUCUAACUUGCUUGAAACAACACUUCCCACUCCACCUCCAUUUGUCAAUUAUUACAAUAUCUCCAAUAACUUCCUCUUUGGAGAAAUUCAAUCUAUUUGUAAAGGAAGAUCCCUCGUCAUUCUUGAUUUGUCCAUCAAUAGUCUCAAUGGCACAAUUCCUUCAUGUUUGGGAAACAUUGAGUCUUUGUCAAUUUUGAAUCUUGGGAAAAAUAAACUUGAGGGUAUGAUUCCUCAAGCUUAUCCAAAAGAUUGUACGUUGAAGCUUAUUGAUCUCACAGAGAAUCGAUUGCAAGGGCCUGUACCAAGAUCUUUGGCGAAUUGUGUGAUGCUAGAAUAUUUGAACCUUGGUUACAAUCAUAUUCUUGAUGAGUUCCCUCUAGGGCUAUUAGAAUUGACAGAGCUGAAAGCUAUUAUAUUGAAGUCCAAUAAGUUCCAUGGUCCAAUAGAAGCAUAUCGAAGCCGGUUCAACUUCAGCAAUUUGCAUAUCAUGGACCUUUCCAACAAUAACUUCAAUGGUGAACUUCCUUCCAAGUUGAUGCAGAGUUUCCAUGCCAUGAAAGUAAUUGUUGUUCAAGAUCAUUUGGAUUAUAUAGGUAUUUGGCAAACUUAUGGUACCUCCCAAAGAUCAAUAUUUGCAAAGUAUGAAAUGAGAUUGAUGAAUAAAGGCACAGAGAGGGAAUACUCGAAGGUUCCAAAUGCCCUUAUGGGAAUUGAUCUCUCCAAUAAUAAAUUUGAAGGACACAUACCUGAUAUCAUUGGAGAUUUGAAGUCUCUUAUUUUGCUUAACCUUUCAAACAACAUUCUUACUGGUUGCAUUCCACCUUCCUUGGCAAACUUGACAAUGCUCGAAUCUUUAGAUCUUUCUCAAAACAAGCUGUCAGGAGAGAUCCCUCAACAUCUAGCCCAUCUUACAUUCCUUUCAUCUUUCAAUGUCUCUUAUAAUCAACUGUCAGGACGAAUUCCACAAGGGAGUCAGUUCAACACAUUUGGGAUAGAUUCAUAUGCCAUGAAUGAGGGGUUAUGUGGAAGUCCUUUGCCAAAAAACUGCAUAACGACCAAGGAUAUGUCACCAUUAUCACCGCCUCUCGAUGAAGAAAAUGGCGAACAUUCUCUAUUCGACUUGGAUUGGAAAGUUGUGCUGAUUGGCAUUGGAGUCGGGUUAAUGAUUGGUGUUGUGCUAGGGAACUUGAUCAUUGACGAGAAGAGUAGGUGGUUCUUGCACCAUGCCAAGAGAAUGGAAAAGAGAUGGAAACGAUCGGGGAGAUGCUGA